Amborella trichopoda is the source of this 1008-nucleotide messenger RNA. Its product is annotated as putative inactive nicotinamidase At3g16190. NCBI's taxonomy places the organism in Eukaryota, Viridiplantae, Streptophyta, Magnoliopsida, Amborellales, Amborellaceae. The record is from RefSeq and is a predicted model, not a curated record.
UGUGCGUCUUAUUAUCCUGUGCAUUUCUGAAACCCACAGUGGUCCCUCACCUCAACACGCACUAUUUUACGAGUUCUCUCGCUUUCUCACGGUGAAGGGUUUCGACAUGGAAGAAAACAAGUGGAAGAAGACUGCACUCCUUGUUAUUGAUAUGCAGAAUGACUUCAUCCUACCUGGAGGUUCAAUGCAUGUUGCUGGAGGUCAAUCUGUCAUUCCUGCUGUGAAAAAGGCUGUUGCUAUUGCAAGAGAAAGAGGAGCCCUUAUUGUUUGGGUUGUUCGUGAACAUGACCCUAGUGGGAGGGAUGUCGAAUAUUUCCGUCGACACUUGUAUGGUGUUGGGAAGGAAAGGCCUGUCUCCAAGGGCACUAAAGGUGCUGAACUUGUUGAAGGCCUUGUGAUAGAGGAAGGAGACUAUAAAUUGGAGAAAACUCGCAUGAGUGCAUUCUUUGCGACUCAUCUCCAUUUACUUCUUCAAAGUGUUGGAAUCACAGAUAUUGUUGUAGUUGGAGUUCAAACACCAAAUUGUAUAAGGCAGACUGUCUUCGACGCGGUGGCACUGGACUACAGGUCUGUCACGGUCCUCACUGAUGCAACAGCUGCUGCCAGUCCUGAAGUGCAUGAAGCAAAUCUCUUCGACAUGAAAAAUGUUGGGGUGGCAACUCCAACGUUGCUUGAAUGGUGUAGAUAGAUCUGGUGGUGCUGGUGGUGCUUGCCUCUUAAACGAGUUGUUGUAUGUUUGUGCUUAUCAUAAAAUUUUGUAUAUAAAUCAUGCAUUUUAUACUAAAAAGAUCUGUUGCAUUGAGCACUUUUUUUUUUGUUCUUUCGUCUUUUUUUUUUUUACAAUAUUAUAUAGGAUUUGUUUUUUUUUUUGACAAGGUUACGUAGGAAUGGAACUUAGAUGUAGUACUAUGAAAACCCCUCUGCUACCACCUUGACCUAAGCCCAAUUCCUACAUUGAGAACUUUGUCACCAAAUCAAUAAAACAAAAAUUUCUGUAUCCAUUUACUA